AUGUCGAGCAUCCCAGUAAAGGAGAACGGCGGAGUGCCAUUUCCCUAUCCGAUGCUAAGUCCUCACAAUUAUACUAUGUGGGCAAUAAAGACAGAGGCGAUCCUUGAUGCCCAGGGAGUCUGGGAGGCGGUGGAGCCAGCGGAAGGAGCCCAGGUGGAUGCAAAGAAGGACAAAAAGGCACGUGCAUACAUCCUGCAGUGUGUCCCCGAAGACAUCCUUCUCCAGAUCGCAACAAAGAAGACGGCGAAGGAAGUCUGGGACAGCCUCAAGACGAGGUACCUUGGUAGUGAUCGGGUGAAGAAGGCACGUGUACAAACUUUGAAGAGCGAGUUUGACGCUCUCCGGAUGAAAGAGGCCGAAACGAUUGAUGAGUUUGCUGGCAAACUCAGCGCCCUAAGCAGCAAAUUCUCCACCCUUGGAGCCACACUUGAAGAUUCCUCGUUGGUAAAAAAAUUGCUCGAUUCUGUCCCUGAUAAAUUCUUCCCUAUUGUUGCCGGCAUUGAGCAGUUCUACGACCUUGAGUCUAUACCAUUUGAGGAGGCUAUAGGGCGACUGAAGGCGUACGAGGAACGAACGCUUCGAUUACGCAGCAACACCAACGGCACUGAAGGAGAGCUCCUACUUACUCAUGCCGAAUGGCAAAUGCGACAAAAGGGGAGCAGCGUGGACACUUCGUCAGGAGGCAAGGAACGUGGGUCCAACAGCUCUAAUCGUGGCAAAGGGCAUGGGCGUGGGCGAGGGCACGGUCGUGGUCGUGGUACAUAG
Molecule: messenger RNA, 765 nt
Organism: Zingiber officinale
Lineage: Eukaryota; Viridiplantae; Streptophyta; Magnoliopsida; Zingiberales; Zingiberaceae
Exons: 1
Coding region: 1-765 (254 amino acids)
Source: RefSeq, a predicted model, not a curated record